Molecule: messenger RNA, 1865 nt
Organism: Lycium ferocissimum
Lineage: Eukaryota; Viridiplantae; Streptophyta; Magnoliopsida; Solanales; Solanaceae
Product: NADH-ubiquinone oxidoreductase chain 3
Exons: 1
Coding region: 1509-1865 (118 amino acids)
Cellular component (GO): NADH dehydrogenase complex
Molecular function (GO): NADH dehydrogenase (ubiquinone) activity
Source: RefSeq, a predicted model, not a curated record
UAAGGUAGUCGCUUCUUUUUUUCGGUAUACCGCUCUGCUCGCAGAGCGAAUGAACAUAAGUCUUUCCAAAUAUGAAGAGGAAAGUGAGAUUGUUGUCCGAUCUUUAUCGUCAAACCCCCAAAUGUGCAUCUUCGAGUCUUUCAUCCGAUCCCCAAUCUCCCAGUAUCAAUAUUUCGGCUGCUCAAGCCGGUACAGGUACAGAAGUGGCUACAACGGAGCAGCUUACCCCUGAGAUGGAUUUACCGAUUGAACUAGAUUUACCCGCCUUUUUCACCUUUUUUCUGAAUUAUUGAAUUGAAGUUAUAUAAAAAAUGAACUGACAAAGCGUCUGUUCACGGAGGUUGUUGUAGUUUUCGUAGUUGCAAGAAUUUUCUUCGAACAAUUGGGUUCGUGUUCAGUGUACCGCUCUUUUUAUAUAUGAAAUUCCAACUUUUUUUUUGAGCCCUUUUUCGUUUGUGCAUCUUUCUCCCAUGCUUUCCGUUGGUCAACAACCAACCAAAGUGCUCUAUACUUCUUCACUACUCGUACAGGCUUGACGGAGUUAAGCUGUAUUGAGGGAAUCGUUUUGUCUCAAUCAAUCAAGAAUGCCUCAACUGGAUAAAUUCACUUAUUUCACACAAUUCUUCUGGUCAUGCCUUUUCCUCUUUACUUUGUAUAUUGGUUCUAAGUUGAAUAUAGAAAGACGCCUUUCCUUGCUUUAUUUAAUAAAUCCUGCUUUUCAGGGGGUCGUUUUCUGGUUCAAGAUUCUUCUAUUUUUAUGUUUUGUCCUACGGACUGGGGUUCUCCUUUGGCACAACUUGUAUGGACUUCUUUGUCCACAGACCCUUUUUAAUGUGCUCCCCUCGGAGCUAAACCUUCUCCAUUACUAUCUAGGCCAGUCGCAUCAGGACCCGGAAUGGGUGGAAUAUGUACAUCAAGUACUAAGAACCACCCCCACCGUGUCUGCCAGCUAUGAAGUCCUGGUGCGAGACUUGCUUAAUACAGAGAUUUCCUUUUCCACUCGAGAGCAGAUUUGCUCUUUCUAUCAACUAAUUUUCUAUGGUCGAGAGGCUCCUCAAUUCUGGAUUGAUCCGCUGGACCUCGAGGCCAUAGUCAAAGGCCACCUCGAACCAAUCGAAUUUUCUCCUUCCGCUCUCGGGGAGGUCUUAAAAAGUCUCUGUACCGAGAGGCAUAAUUCUCCGUUCUAUGAAGAUGUUAAGACCGCUCAAGCAGACCAUUUCCAGGGCUUUUUAAAACAAAAGCAGCAAGCCCGAGUGGAAAUGCAAGAAAGGCUUAACUCUCAUACUGAAUGGGAAUUUCUCUCGAGAAGGAUGACCUCCUUAGCGGAAGAAAGCAGCGCUCUCCAAGAAAGAAUAAGCAUUCUCGCCAGAGGGGCCCCAUAAUAUACGCCUUUUUUGUUUUGCUAUCAAGCCAGUUCCGUUCUUCGUUCCGUCGUUCCUAUUUCUUGCUUUUUUUUCCGGUAUGCCGCUCCGCCAGCAAGGAGCGAAAGAACCAAGUUUUCUGUGGUGAUGUCAGAAUUUGCACCUAUUUGUAUCUAUUUAGUGAUCAGCCCGCUAGUUUCUUUGAUCCCACUCGGUCUUCCUUUUCUAGUUUCUUCCAAUAGUUCGACCUAUCCAGAAAAAUUGUCGGCCUACGAAUGUGGUUUCGAUCCUUCCGGUGAUGCCAGAAGUCGUUUUGAUAUAAGAUUUUAUCUUGUUUCCAUUUUAUUUAUUAUUCCUGAUCCGGAAGUAACCUUUUCCUUUCCUUGGGCAGUACCUCCCAACAAGAUUGAUCCAUUUGGAUCUUGGUCCAUGAUGGCCUUUUUAUUGAUUUUGACGAUUGGAUCUCUCUAUGAAUGGAAAAGGGGUGCUUCGGAUCGGGAGUAA